This is a messenger RNA of Syzygium oleosum, 728 nucleotides long. RefSeq lists its product as uncharacterized. NCBI's taxonomy places the organism in Eukaryota, Viridiplantae, Streptophyta, Magnoliopsida, Myrtales, Myrtaceae. The transcript has a single exon. The coding region runs from base 123 to 488 and encodes 121 amino acids. The record is from RefSeq and is a predicted model, not a curated record.
AACCCUCUUCGGCUUGCUCUGGCUUCGAGCCUUCUUUCUCUUUCAAAUCCCUCUCUUUUUGAAAAUUGGGUGACGUUUUUCUGCCUUCCUUUUGUUUUCUGGUGCACGGGAACUGUAAAGCAAUGGCCUUCAAGUGGUUGCUCAGUUCAGCAUUCAUCCAAGUUCUGGGGAUUGCAGAAGAAACUGUAGAGGAAAAAGAAAAGGGCAAGGCUAAUAAUGGAUGCUCCAAUGGAAGACGGACCCGUGAUCAAGCCCAACGUAGCGGGAAGGCCGACAGCAAGGACAGAGCAGAAGAGCUUGCAUCUGCAACGAGGUUCCAAAUGCCUCUUCACUACCCGAGGUACACAAAAGCUGACUAUGAGAAGAUGGAGGAAUGGAGACUCGAUUUGCUCCUCCAAGAAUAUGGGAUGAACUGUCAGUGUCAGGGCUCUCUUGAUGAGAAGAGGGCAUUCGCCAUCGGCGCUUUCUUGUGGCCUGAUCAGCGUUGACUCCCAAAAGACCGAACUUUACUGGUGCAAGAACUUGUACUGUCGCUCGAGUGAUGUAAAAGACAAAACCUGUUGAAGAAUUAUGCAGUCUUGAGGUUAGUGUCGUGAAGUCAUGUUGGCGAAAUGAACAGUCGCCGUGAUCAAAGGGAUGUGGAUACUUUUGGAAGAUGAAACCACUAUCGCCCUGGUCCUGAUGGAGAGAGUCAGUUCCGUAAUAAUAGAUAACUUUUUUUCCAUGGA